Anopheles funestus (African malaria mosquito) is the source of this 3165-nucleotide messenger RNA. RefSeq names its product regulator of MON1-CCZ1 complex (gene Bulli). The transcript has 5 exons. Gene Ontology annotation, biological process: regulation of autophagy. The record is from RefSeq and is a predicted model, not a curated record. The coding region runs from base 1139 to 3085 and encodes 648 amino acids. NCBI's taxonomy places the organism in Eukaryota, Metazoa, Arthropoda, Insecta, Diptera, Culicidae. Gene Ontology annotation, cellular component: late endosome membrane; Mon1-Ccz1 complex; lysosomal membrane.
UAUUCCCGUGUUCUUCUCACCAGAGAAAACACGAAUUUUUCACUAUUAUGCCAACCUUUCCCUUACAUUACACGACAUAUAAAUCGGGUUUUGCAAUUUAUUUAACAUAUUAUUUAGUGACAGCCUGAUAUAUAAAAGUAAUUUUUUGUAUAAAAAGCCCCCACAACAACCAUUUACCCUUUUAAUGAAACAACACGAAAUUAUAACGCUUCAAGACCAUUGAUUACAAUCUAUCGAAGGGAAUCAGUGUCGUUUUGCGAAUAAUUCUUUUUUCAUAACCUCUUUCCCUAAAUAAAUUCUGUAAUUCACUCAUUAUUAUAACAAAUUCAGCAACGCAAAUGUGUUUCGAGUUUUGAUAUUUUAGUACACAAUUUGGAAAUCCAACCUGCCAACCUCAAUGAAUUGUUCGAUAAACACAAAUCAAUUCGUCUAAAUUUGUUUUAUCAACUGAACCACAAUAAAAAUGGAACCAACGACAGCUCAAAAUAUUUGGCGUAUGUUCAUUAAAUCAACGUUUACUUUUUGUAUUAACAGACAUAUUCAUGUUGGCCGCCUAUUUUGGAUGAGUUAUUUUGUUGUCUUGAUAGAGUUCAAAUAAUGAAUACCAUUCAUAAUUUAGUACUACUCGACAAUGAUUGUAGAAGAUUUCAAUAGAAACGAUCAAUGAUAUUUUUAAAAGUUUAUCGGAAAAUUUUUGAAUCAAGAUCUGUGGCGCAUAAAAAACUCUUCAAAGGCCCUAGAACAAUUGUAUAGGUACAAACAAUUCUCCUGAGGUUUAACCCAUUCCACCUCCCGCUAUGCCUUUUUCCGUGCGCCAAACUUUGAACCAACGAUUUUGAGAGACUGUACUCCAAUUGUCUUUGCUGGUUACUGAUAGCUCACAAUCGCAUGUUGCAAGAUUCAAGUUCGUUUGCUCCUUUUGCGGCACCAAAGCUUUAAGCGGCCUGACAUUUGUGGGUUUCCUUGGCUUUACAAGAUAAUCCCGUCCCGCGUACGGAGGUACAGUACGGAUUUGAUACCCGGGCCGUUCCUGCACGCGCUGUUAGUUGACGGAUAGGUAGCAGACGUCACCAAUGUCAAAUGGGUUGUUAUUGUACAAAGUCAACAAGGUAAAGUGGUAUGAUAAGGAUAAAAUCAAAUGAUUCGUGGCUUUAAAAUGGGCACCGAGCUACAGCAUUACUAUCUGGAGUUGUCUCCGGAUCCGAUUCGCUUCGACGGGACAGGGCUAUUGACAAACGUAUUCUUUGAUGAUGCCAAACAACAGGUCAUUGCGGUCCGUUCCGGUGGAGCCACUGGAAUUGUUGUUAAAGGAGCAAGGGAUCGCGAGAAUUUUGUAUUUUGCAUGGACUUACACACGACCGACACACCUGAUGCGCAAAUCCGAUCGAUAAAGUUCUCCGUCGACAAUCAGUUGCUAGCCGUGCAACGUAGCGAGACAUCGGUGGAAUUUAUCAGCUUUCUGCCGAACCAUCGGCCUAACCUGCACGAGAUACUAAUUUACAAAGGUAAAAGUAUCAUCAAUGGAUUCGUUUGGGUUCAGGAAAGACAAGUCGCCCUGUUCACGAACAUUGGUGUAGAGGUAUUGAUGGUAAACUUUGAGAAGCGUACCCUCAAAUCAAUUAAGUCGCUAAACAUUACCAUGAACUGGUUCAGCUACUGUCCUGUUUCAAAGUUUGCGUUACUUUCAUCAAACUUGGGGACAAUUCUAACUCCGAUCAUCCUGAAACAAGCUAUGAUCACAAAACUACCCAGGCUGGAAUUGGGCAUUGAUCAGGGCUGCAUGGGAAAGGAUGUGACGCUUGCUCAGCUGUAUGGGACUAAUGCAAUAUUGAUUCUACGUCAGCCUCCGAACCGACCAUUUGAGGUAGUAAUCUAUCUGCUGAACGGCCCUGGUUUAGCACCCAAAAAGACACAUAUUCUUAAACUGGGCAACAGUGGUCGUUUCGCUAUGAACGUUGUCGACGAUGUAGUGAUUGUACACCAUCAAGCGACGGCCAGCUCGAUGCUAUUCGACAUUGCGCUCGGGAGCAGUGAAACGGAGCAUGGUACAGGAUCCAUCAUACACUCACCAAUUAUACCGGCAAAACCUAUUCGCCCAUUUCAGCUAGAAGUACCAAGCAUAUCGUUGGAUGGAAAAACUGUGAACUGCGAGUUGUAUACGAAGGAUUGGGUGCUGUUUCAACCUAACAUUGUGAUUGAUUCGAAACUGGGAUGCUUGUGGUUUGUUCAGUUAAAAUUGAAUGCUCUCUGCACACUCAUUACAGAUCGUCUUCGGUUGGUAGAAUUUUUGCUAAAACGUAGUGAUGGGAAAACUGUUAUCCUUUCAGUAUUGAAAGAUAUGAUGGGCACCGCUUACAGUGGGACUAUGUUACCCGUGAUAGAAAGUAUUUUCAAUAAGCUUAAUGCACUCUAUAAAAGCGUGCUAGAUAGUGAGCUGCAGAGCCAAUUGGCACUGAUGUCCCUAGCCAAAUCACCAGUGAAACUCGGCACUCCACCUAGGGUGCUAAUCGAUCAGUCCGACAUGUACUCGAUCGUAUUUUCUACCAUCGUCGAUGCACCACAGAUGGGAAAGUUACUGAUGCUUUAUUUAAAUUCGCUUGCUCGCAAUGGCAUCAAUGCAAAUCACGAGUUUAGCAAAGCCCUUCUGAUUGAUUUGGUGAAUCACAAACAAUUUGAUACGUUGCAGUUUUUGCUGAAAUAUUCAACCUUUAACGAAUCAAAAGCAUUAGCAUGUUUUCUGUUGUCGCUUUCGAACAUCGAUUAUCCUGUCAUAUCGCAAAUGGCGCUCGAUAUGUUAGCAAGAUUAAAUGCGAGCGAAAUCAUAUUGGAGGUACUUCUUGAGCGGAGACAGAUCAUCGAUGCACUACGGCUGGCAAAACAAAUGCCCGGCUCAGAUUCCCUGCCGGCGAGGAAAUAUCUCGAGGCCGCUUUUAAAACAAAGGAUCCGUUGAUAUUUCAUUCGGUGUACAACUUUUUCCAGAUGAAAAAUGUUCGACUUCGUGGAUGUCCUGAUUUCCUGAAACAUGAACAGUGUGGCCAAUAUGUGCAAUAUUAUCAAAGUUUAAUCGCAAGCCAAUGCUUAUAGAUAUAGGUAUGUUUAUACUUAUUCGCGAUAGUAGUAGGUAGUUGAAUCGAAUAAAUUUAAACACAUCACUGUCUUGCACA